CUCCCUAUUGGUAAAAAUAUAGGAGGAAUUAUCGGAAACAACGACUGACAUUGGUAUCGAUAUAUCGAUAUUUACCAACAAUCGAGAGAAUAAUAAAACUAAAUAUUUCCGUGCCAGAGAAACUGUCAGCGGAGAUAGGCAGAGCUAUGAGGAAAAAUCGCCUUCAUUCGAAAUAAACAAGUAAUUAUGUAUGUAAAAGACUCAGAAGGCAGUGGAAUGUAUUCAGAGUGGGCUUCAUUGUCAUCGUUAAUACAGCAAAGCAAUGAGGAGAGUCAGAGCGUUUUGGGAAAAUUUCCGAUGGUUGCAGGAAAAGAUGUUGCUAUGGCAGUUGUGAAACAAUUGUCUUCAAAUUUGGGAUUAACACAACAAGCUGAAUGUAGUCCACUAGCAACGGAUAGAGAAGUUCAAUGGUGUAUGGAGGUUAUUUGCUUUGGACUGAGUCUGCCUCUCACUGAACAUGAUACAAUACGUGAUUGUGUGAAUGUGUAUUGUGAGUGGCUAUCUGCUCUACACCCAGUUCCAAAGAUUUGUGUACCAAGACCUGUCUGCGAGGAUCCCAAUUUAUAUGCUAGAAAAAUGAUAAAUCACUUUCACAAUUUAUUCAAGCCUCGUAAGGGAGAAGGUCCAGAUGUUAUCAACCGUCAGGCAGUACUUUGUCACAGAGUAUUAAGAACAUUACAGCAUCUUACCCAGUUAUCAAGUACAUUGACGCGAGAAACAUGGGAAGCAUUGUUACUUUUUCUUUUGGCUAUUAAUGAUACGCUUCUAGCACCCCCAACUAUUAAAGAUGAUGUUGGUGAUCAGUUAUGUGAACGUGUACUUAGUGUCUUAUUUGAAGUUUGGCUAUUAGCAUGCUUUCGCUGUUUUCCAUCUCCUCCAUUGUGGAAGACAUUUAGAGAAACAUGCAUGAAUUGGCGCCAUCGUAUAGCUUUAAUUGAACAGUGGAAUAGAGUGAAUUUGGCACUUACAGCACGUUUGCUUGAAUUUAUGUAUGGAUCUGCUUUUCCAGAAUUAAAGAUUCCGGAAGAAGAUUCGCAACUGAUUCCAAACAAUGUCAGUGCUGACUGUAUUGCUCAAAGUUGGUUUAGAUUCAUGCAUUGUCUUGGGAAUCCUGUUGAUCUGUGCCGACCAGCAACAAUUAGCCAAACUCAGAAGUUUCUUCAGUUUGCUAUCACCAGUGAAAAUGUUGUUGAUCCUUGUCAGCAUCCUUGUUUAAGUAAUCUACCCCACAUAUUUCUGAAGGCAAUUAAAGGUGUUGCUGGUCAAGUAGAUGCAUUUCUUGGAGUUGCACAACCAUUCACAUGGGAUGAAGGUAGCAUCAAUGAGCGAGAGAAGAAGGAAGGAGCUUCCUCCCACCCUCCCUCUGCCACUCAUUCCCCAACACCUCCACCCCAGCGACGUCUUGCCAAGAGUUUUAGUGUUGCACCUUCAGCAGUCACCAAGGGAAUACCAAAGGCUUCCCUUUUGGGUUUAACUAGUAGCAGAGCAUCAGCAACCACUCAUCCUCCUUCAACUCCCAAUUCUGGGCCGUCAUCAACUUCAACAAUGUUGUCUCUUGGUCAUGAUAGUCGUAGUCCUUUAGCACCAACUAGACCAAAAUGCAACAGUAUACUUCACAUGUUUGGGGAAUGGUUGUUUGAAGCUGCAUAUAUUGGGUGUGAGAGUUCACAUCCUGGAAAGACUGGACCUGUUAAAAGUGAGGCCAAUAUGAAUAAAAGACCCAGUUCACUACUUCUCGACAGUCGUAAAGGAAGUUUAUCUCUGUCACAACCUGGCUCUCUGACAGAUGAUCCUGAUAUUCCUCCUGCUCUCACUAUUGACAAGUAUGAAGCAGGACGAGCAGAAGCUCUAGGUGCCCUGUGUAGAAUAUUUUGUGCUAAAAAAACUGGAGAGGAUAUUCUCCCUGUUUAUCUUGCUAGAUUUUAUCUUGCAAUGCAACAAGGACUUAAAAUUCCUGAGACUAGGGAAUGUGGUGAAACACUUGCUAGCAUUCUUCUCAAUUCUGCAGACUUAUUCCGUCUUGAUCUAGAUGGUGUUCAAGUCCUUGUCCCAUAUGUUAUAGAAGCGCUGGAAAUUGUUCUUCCAGACAAGGAACUGAAAAUGAAAACACCUUCUGGUUCUAAAACAGAGUUACGUCGAGCAUCUAUUCACUUACUAUUGUCUAUGUUGGUUCUUCCCCUUCAUUUUCAGAAUCUCCCUAUCAAAGAAUUAGGCAACACUGGUGUGUCCUCAUCAAGCCUGGGAUCAGAAAAAAAUCCUUUGACAUUUGCACAGUUAAAACCAAGACUUAUGAAUCUUCUUAUUAAUGCUUUACAAGUUGAAGGAGAUCCUCAAAAUGCACAAAUGCUUCUAGGUGGUCUUCUUCUGAGUGUCCAAGACUCUGCUGCUGCAGAAGAAAUGGACCAAAUAACGCAACUUGAUGUUGGUCCAAGCAGUGACACAACAUCAAAUUUGUUAUCUUCAGCUUCUGACACAAUUAGCUCCCUAAGUGUGCCCAGCGACUAUCGUAGCCUUGGAGAAGAGCCAUCUGAUAUGCAAGAUGCUGAUGUGACUGCUGCCUUUGGUAACAUGUACCUUGACUAUCCAGUGGGACUUAAUAAAAAUUCUGCACAUGCCUUGUUUGUGCGAGCAACAUAUCUAGUGUGCCACCGACUUAUUUCUUCUUGGAAGACAGAUCUCAAUGUAUCCUUGGCUGCCUUAGAACUAUUAGCUGGAUUAGCUAGAACAAAUAUUAAAGAAACAGAUGCAUUGGAAUGCAAAAGGGCCGUGAAAUGGUUAUGUGACUACAUAGUUUCACAGUGCUGGCGUCCUCCUCAGGCUCACUCCAAAGAUUUGCAUUCAACUAUCGUAGCUGCUUUUCAGUGUGCUGCUGUGUGGCUUGUAGCUCAUCCAUAUUUAUUGCAAGACAAAGAAGGACUAACCACUGUUUUGGAGGUAGUUGAAUUGGGCAUCUCAGGAACGAAAUCACAGGGGAAACCAAGUGAACCAAUAAAAAUGAAAGAUGAAAAGGAACUGAAACCAGCUUCAAUGCGAGUGAGAGAUGCUGCUGAAGCUCUUUUAACUGUCAUUUUGGAGCAAGUUGGCUAUUUUCCUUCUCCUUGUGGUGCAGAAUCUCUUUCAUCACUUUUGGAUGAAGUUUCUCUGUUACGCCAUUGUAAUUCAUGGAUAGGAGGUGAAGUAACUCGAGAAAUGGCAGUUGAGAGGUUCAGAUACUUUGUGGUGGAAAAUUCGACGAUUCUUGCUCUCCUAGAGGAACCUCUGGGAAAUGACCAGGAUCCUCAACCAACUGUUACUGUGUUAAUUCGGGGACCAUCUGGCAGGCAUGCUUGGACAAUGCAACUUAGGCAUUUACCAAGGCAUAAAUCAGGGACUAAGUAUCAUGCCCCUAAUCCAGGUCGACCUGUUCCAAUGUCUGAUGUUGGUGUGAAGCACGAUGUGAAACAUAGAUACUUUCCUGAGUCUGUGGAUCGUAUUCCUCAGUGUAAAGUUGAUAAAUCCAUUCCAAGCUUAGAUUCAUUUAUAAAUUCAGAGGGUGGUUCUGCUGUUCAUCAUCACCUCUUGCAAGUAAUUGAACAUCAGUCGUCCCUAGAAGAUGCAGCUGGUAAUGCACCAAACACUUCAGCACCACUUACUGCAUUGGACUCCAGCAAACCUGGAUUCUGGCAGGAUUUAGAAGCCUUAGAUAACAUAAGUUCACGUACUUGUGAUACUGUACAUAUUUUCUAUGUACGUGCGGGGCAGAAAACCCCAGAGGAAAUAUUAUCUAAUGUGGUAUCUGAUCAAAGUGUCCAUCCAAAUUUUCUGGAAUUCUUGCUUUCUUUGGGAUGGCCUGUAAAUGUAUACCAGCAUCCUGGAUGGACUGGGCAUAUUUCAACAAGUUGGAGAGUUAUGACACCACCUCAAACUGGAAGUGCUGAUUUGCAUCCUAACAAUCACGGUGGAAGUCUCUAUAAUGGAGAAACUCAUGUUCUUUAUUGGGCUGAUGCAAGUUCAGAAAUAGCAUUUGUUGUGCCAUCUCAGCAUUUCAGCUCUGAUCAUUUUAGUUCAUUUGAGCGUAGCAUAUCUGAUGGGAGUAACAGAGUCUACAACAUACGCACUUCAGAUAAACCUCGUACUCUCUCAUUGGAUUUAGAUAAACAGGCCUGCCCCACAAUGCCUUCAAAUUCUGGUGGCUUUGAGAGUGGACGGCGCCGGCCUGGGACGUCCAGACACCCACUUGCAUCGCAUACAAAUACCAAAGUGUUUGUUGUGUGGAUUGAAAGUUUUGAAGAUCACUUACAUUUUCCACUGAGUGAAUUAUUAGUAACAGUUUCUACUGGACAAAAGGGUAGUGGUUUACCACGUCCUCAAGAUCGUGAUUGUUUUGUAAUAUUUUUACAUUCUCUACACAAUGGUCUCAUGAGAGUAAAACUGCAAGGUCCUACUGGGAGAAUGAGCUUAGCUACUCCUUUGGUGGAUGGAAUGUUAUCAGCCACCACAUGUGCGCCGAAGGCUCAAAGUACAAGAAAUGAUUCAAAAGUAUCCAUUGGAUUGUGUAUCUUCUUCCAUGCAAGUGGUAUAGAAGAAUACUGAUGUCAAUAGCAUUCCAUGUUUGUGCCAGGUAUUAAUUCAGACAAGUCCAGGAGAGAAAGCUUACUUUCCAUUUAAAAUCUUAAUUCGUGUGCUAAUGCAUUGUAUAUACAGUGGCAAAAUGUUCUUUAUUUUUGUAUACAUUCUAUUGGAGCUUGUAUGUGAAAUGGUGAAAUAUUUUCACCCUAUUGAAAAUAUAUGUGUGUGAUUAUAAAUGUGUGUGUGUGUAUUAUAUAUAUAUAUAUAUAUAUAUAUAUAUAUAUAUAUAUAAAAAUAAGAUUGUAAUUAUGAUGCAUUUGUAAUGAAUCUAUUUAUUUAAUUUAUAUUCAUGGUUUUAUUUGCAAAGAAAUUUUAAAAUUAAUGUAUUAGCAGUUAAAGUGUUGUACACAAAUUAUUCUAAACCUACACAAUGUAAAGAUUUUUAACUAUCGUUGUAAAGUCUAGUAAUUUGUUUAUUUGCUCAGUUAUGAACUGAGUAUUCUGUUACAUUGACUGGAAUUCUUUAUUUCUCUAUUGUUUCUUUCAUAAAACAAUACAUGAACAACAAAUGUCAUGAAGUGAAGGAAAAUCUUCAUUGGGUGUGCUAGAUUGCAUAACUCAAAGAACAAAGAAUGUUUUUGUAAAUUUAUCUCAUACUGAAGGUAAUAUUCAAAGAUUAAAAUACAAAGUUUACCAAAUAUAAAAUUAGCAUGAUAGUGUUUAAUGACUUGUGAAAUGAAGAUUUCCCCUCUUCCACUUCAUGUGUGUAUAUAAAAUUGAUCCUGUGAUAUAAUGAAGUUUAGUGGUCCAGUGUUAACAAUUAUACAGUGUUUUAGGCAAAAUCACCAUUAAAAAAGGAAUUGUAGUUUCAAUUUCUUAAUGAUUUUGUCAGUUAUGGCAGUUUCUUUUCUUAGUUGAGUUUUUGUAAUGAAGACAUAAACGUAAACUUAAAUUAUUAAUUAUGGUGAAGAUAAUAAAAACUUAGUUUUAAUAUAACAUAGCCUUUACAAACCUAAAAGAAAUUGAAUACAAUUAAAAUUUGUAUUUCUAUUAUUUUAUGAAAAUGAGACCCAUGCAGUUGAAGAAACAAACACUCACAUUUGUGAUGGCUCAUAAUUAAAUUAAUUUUUUUAAGUAUGUAGCACCUACAUUAUUGUGUAACUCAUGUGAUUCCUUUUACGACUUCUAAGUGGAAUGAAUUUGUAGAAACAAUAAAUAUCCUUCUUAAGGCACAAAUUUUCUUAACUUUUUAUAUCACUUGUUACCUUCUGAAAUAACCUUUGUAUUAACAGCAUAAUGGUGCCUUCAAUUGGUGUAUGACUAGACUAUGAUAGUAACCAUCAAACCUUUUUUCCCACAUGAGUAUAUCUGAAGGCCACUUCUUUCUGUUUUCCUAAUUUUCAGAGCUCUUAUCUUAAACAUUGAGUUCACUGGACCUCUUUCUCUUACGUCCUCCCAUGAGGUAGUCUGAAAUUGUAAGACAAAGUCUAGGAGAUCCAUCACUGCAUUUCUCUUCUUGUUUAGAUUUUGACAGUCAAUGCCAGUAUUACUGUUGGCAUUUAUAAUUGCACAGUCAAGGAAAUAAAGAAUAGCUUUUGACUAUUUUCUUGUCUUGUACCAGCUGUGGUACACUGAUCUGAAGUGUCUGCACCGCCCAUAUUUUCAUUAUAUGACUUUUCUAUGGCAGCAGAAGAUAAUCAAUAUAUGUUUUGUUCUUCUUGUCCCCGUAUUUUAGUUGUGAAACUGGUUCUGCUCCUAUACUAGUAAUAAUCCACAGGACAGACUGUCUCUCUAUUUCACAAAUGGCAUAGCUCUGUAUGCACAGGUUAUUUCUCCAUUUUCACCUCUUUUCAUUUUUUAUAUACUUUAGAAAUGUGGAUAAAUCGAACUUAUUGGCUUGCAGGAUAUCAGUUCCCUCAAUAUUGUUCUUUAGUAGUUUGUCCACCAAAGAUAAUGUUAAGAAAUGUCUGUCGAAUUAUUCAAAGCUACCUUUGAAUAAUGUAGUCACCAACCACAUGACAACAGAUAGACUAAAUCCCAAACAUGUCUGAAAGGUUUAUUGUAGUUCCUUGGUACACCUCAAACUCUACCAUUAGUUUGAUGCAAGUGGUGCAUAAAAAGUUGAGUUUUUGAACAAGCCAUAAUGUAUUGUUUCGUACUCCAUUUUCCUGAAUGGUAUCAUCUGUUCAUCAAUACUGGGAGGUAUCAUAAUGUCUUUCUUUUUUCACACAUCUGUUUCUCACUCUAAUCUUUGGACUGUACUAUUCUACUUCUUUACUUUAUGACUAACAGCAUAUCAGUCCACGACAUGAAAGUUUACCUGGAGAAUGGAAAUACCUAUCCCUUGACAUAGCUCUAGCUGUGGCAUUGCAUCUAAAUCAAGAACCCAAAAUAAUUUCUCUAUGUGUAUGAGCUGGUUCCAUUUCAGUAUUAAUGUGUUGCUGGUAGUAUUGAAUAGUACACAGUUUAGCAAUUAAGUCUUAAGUAAAAUACUCCAGAAAAUAAUUUCAUACUCAGAAGUCCCUAAAAUUAACAAAUAAUCACAUUAAUGUUUUUAUUUUUUGUAAGAUUAUUAUGAAUCCAGGUUUGUUUGCAAUAAGAAAGUAAUCUAAAAACCUUUGCAAAAAACAAACCUAACAUGAAUAUUCCUAUUCUGCAUAUGAGGGUGAACCUUUGAUAGAAAUCAAUUUUCACCAAAGCAAUAGUUGUACUUUCACAGUCAUGUUCAGAUUCACUUGUGGCUGAUGUGUCAUUGUUUCACAAUUUGUUGCUUUAUUAAAUUCAUCCUCAUCACUAUACCCAAUCAUAUUCUGAAGCAUCAGCUUCAAAUGCUUUCAAUAUUGCAUCAGGUUUGUCAAAUAAAUUUAAUUUUGCCAUCAAAAUGAACUCAGAUUUAAACUGAAAACUAUCGAAGCAAAAUUGACCCCAUUACUCACAUUUGUGAUGUGUAUUUUGACACUGAUUGAAUGCAAAGUACAACACAAGCAAUUCAUUUGUACACGUAUAGAAAAAUAACUUAACCACAUAUUUCAAUUGUUUACCUUUCAAUAUAUCCUCAAAAUGGAGAUAAAUAAAAUAUCUGCUACCCAUACACACUACCUAUUCCCAACAUGCACCAUUCAAAAAGAUUCGUAAUGCCACUGGCCUGAAAAAUACAUUUGGCUUUAAAUUCACUCCUUGCAAUUCUCAUGAUCUUGUGAGACCAUCCCUAACUUCAUAACUGCAAAUGUCCCAUUUAUAUUGCAUGAGAAAUCACCCUCACAAAAGUGAGUGGUAAGUCUGUAAGGGAUUAAACAUAUAUGAAUUUCAGGUAUUGGACUUUCAGUCAUGCACUUUGCCGUAGUAAAUUGUGAAUAUGGGAUCGGGAAUAUUUUGGUGCCCACUCUGAUCAUAAGUAAGAUUUUCUCUAAUUUCAAAGAGCUCUUCAUUAAUGUGCAAGCCCUCCAAAAGUAUUCAUGUUGUUUGUUGCCUUCAGUGUCCACUCUAUUUCGGAUAACAUUAAAAACUGUUUUAUCUGUUCAAAGCUUUAGUGAUUAGAUCCGUUAUCUGACUGGACCAUAAAAUUGAAUUUUUAAAUUUUCUAUUUAAAAAAUGCUUUUCUAGUGUAAAUACAGAUUUUAAUUUUUCACAAUGAAUGUUUAAUUUCUACAUUGAUAAUGGAAUUAUAAUGAUUACAAAAUUACAGCAAAAAAUUAUCUGUACAUUUACUGUAUACUUUGUGGUAUAGAAAUUUAGUUUGAUGUGUUAAUAUUUUAAAAUUAAUGAAAGAUAUCUCUCAAAACUCCAAUCCAAGGAAAGAUGCUUAAUAUUUUUUGUUUUGGAAGAUUGUUCCCAAAAUGUGCUCAGUAUUAUAGAUUUUCAUGAAAAAGAUUCAUGUAUUUUUAUGUUUGUAUCAUUGUAAUUUAAUCCAUAUGUAUUUCAUGAUUUUUUCAUAAUAUACACUCCUGUUGAAAAG
This is a messenger RNA of Gryllus bimaculatus (two-spotted cricket), 8503 nucleotides long. The record is from the annotation of a GenBank genome assembly. NCBI's taxonomy places the organism in Eukaryota, Metazoa, Arthropoda, Insecta, Orthoptera, Gryllidae.